AAGCCGUCUGCUUUUCCAUUUUCUUGUUCUAAUCACGUCAUUUUCAAACUCUCUUCUACUUCUGUCAGGUUAUUUUAUCUAUCAGCCUCAAAAUUAGGGUUUUUUUUAUUUUUUUAUUAUCUAUAUCUAUUUAUGAAAGGAAGAUUGUAGUUGAGCUGAUCAAACGGUCAGGAUUUCUUCACCGAAUGGAGCGUGGGAUAUACCAAUGGACUAUGAUGAUAAUGAAUUUCAAGGACAAAAUCGCCAAUUAGCAUCAGAAGGGUGCUCAAAAGCUUUCCCUGUUUUGAAUCCGUAUGCUCUUCCCAAGUUUGAUUUUGACGAUAGCCUCAACGGGCAUUUAACUUUUAACAGCUUGGGUGAAAACGACACUUUCCUUGGUAUCACUAAUCAAGAGGACAAUCAGUGGAUCGAGCAAUAUUCACGUGGAAGUAGUGGAAUAGAUUUCAAUUCAAGUACUGUGGAAUCAAGACGUGGCAAUGUAUGGUCUGAAGCAACAUCUUCAGAAUCUGUUGAGAUGCUUCUAAAAUCAGUUGGACAGGAAGAAAAAGCUGUGCAAGAAACAAUAAUUGAAAAUUUGGAUGCAUGUAAUGAGCCAAGAAACUUAACUGAAGUUAUGGAUCCCAAUUUGAAUCAAGAAUCUCAAAAAAAUCAAAUAUCUAGCACAGAGUCGUAUUCUGUAGUUCCUAGUGAGAAGCCUAAUCUAUGUGUUUCAGAGGAAAAAGUGGAAAAAACAUUUGAUGAUGUAAUUCAAAAGGAAGGCGAGCAUUUGGUGAAUGAGGCCUUGGUAGACAACCCGGGCCCUGCAGAGAAUGUUGGUGCAAGUAUUGAGACGGUAAAUAAUCAAGAAAGCCUGCAGCUGGUUUCUGCUGAUGCCAGUGGUUUGUCAAAAGACGUGUCUCUUGGUUCUGCAGAACAAAGCGUUCUACGUAAAGAAAAUAGUGUGAGUGUUGAAAGUCAUACAAAUAACACAGAAGUGUCUCUUUCUGUGGAGAACCUGUCAGCUGAAACUAGCAGCCCGCUCAAUGAAAUCCCAGCCCCAAUUUCAGAAACAGAUGAUCAUGAAUCUCCAAGGUCUAUUACAGGUUCUUUGACUAAGAUAUCUUCUGUCAAUUGUUCCUCUGUUGAAAAUAUCGAAAUUGGCACUGGAAAGGAUGUCCAAGAUGUAUGUUUAACUGAAAAGGCCGACGCAAGCUUGCCCAUGAGAAGUGGUGAUUUGGACAUUGAGGCUGUUCAUGCUCUUGAUAAUCAAAAGAAUGUUGAACAAUCUUUAUGUGUGGAAAAAGAGAAUACAGUAAUAGCUUAUAAUUUCGAAUCUAGCGUGCCUGCUCAAAUUGAACAAGUUGCCGUUACAGAAUCUGAUAAAAGGUCAUCUCAUGACACGUCUGAUGUUCAUGUUAAUCCUGAUGCCGAUGACCAACCAAAAUCACCUAUUUUUGGGGUGAGUUUAGUGCACCAGGAUAACAAAGGAAAUGUGGAUGGAUUCCCGUGUGAGGGAAAUCCCCAAAACGAAAUUCCACAGGAUGAAAGUGUGGUUGCUUCUGGUGUAGAGAAUCCAAUAUCUUUAGUUGAAAAAGAAGCAUCUCCUAUUCUUGAUGAAAAAGCUGUAUCUGGGAUGGAUUUUCACUGUGCAACACCGGUUGAAAGCUGUAGUGCAAGCCAGAUUGAACAAAAACCCGGGAGUAAUAAUGCCGAUCAAGAAACGGGGAAUAGUUCUCAGUUAGAUAGUUUACAGGGCCAGGAGGAGUCAAUUAUAAUUAUAAAAGCCAAUGAGUCAAAUGAGCAUCAAACUUUUGUUGAUGCAGAUCGUCCAUCUGAAAUCAAUGAUAAAGGCAAAUUCGAGGCUGCCAAGGAAGUCAGUCAUGAUAGUUCUAUGCCUUCUAAGAUCAUUGAUGAUGUGGGAAAAGAAGUUCAGUCAGUGUCUCCAGAUAAAGCCAUGCAAGAAGAGAAACACUUUACUUUUGAGGUCAACAAAAGUGCCGUUCUUGGACAAGAUGGCGGUAGUUUUUCGUCAUAUCCUACAUUUCAAGUUUCUAAUUUGCCAAAGGUUAUUGAUGGGCAAACCAAAGAUUCUAGUAGCGGCAAAUCGGAUGGCAAGAAAUUGCAUGAAGUUUCUGGUAGUUCACAGAAGCCAGGUGUUUUGACCUCUCAAAUAGGUGUUAAGGGGAAAUCUGAGCGUAAACCUAGGCGAAAAUCAGCUGGGAAGGAAGUUACUAAGAAAAGUAACCACCCGAAGGAAAUAACUCCUGCAAGGAGUUUAGUACGAGGAGAAAUAUCAGCCGUGUCACUAACCCCUCUUGCAACGGGACAAGUUACUCAUUUUGAAGCGGUCAAGUCCCAAGAGAAUAUUACAAAACCUGGGGUUGCUUUUUCAUCACCAAAGCUUCCAGAUUUGAACAAUUCAACGUCUAUGUUUCAGCAGCCAUUUACUGAUAAUCAACAAGUGCAAUUGCGUGCACAGAUAUUAGUCUAUGGAUCUUUGAUAUCAGGGUCUCCGCCUGAAGAGUCUCAUAUGAUUGCUGCAUUUGGGCAAUCUGAUGGCGGACGGACUUGGGAGGGUGUUUGGCGCACUUGUAUAGAAAGGCUUCGUGGACAGAAGUCCCAGCCCAUACACAAUACCCCUACACAACCACGAUCAGACUUGACAAAUGCAGGUAGCAGAACUGAACAAGGAAUUAAACAACCUUCUCUGCAUACUAAGAUUCCAUCUUCACCUAUUGUAGCAGCAGCCAACCAGGGUACACAACCAAAUAUUGCCUCCAUGAUUCCUCUUUCAUCACCUUUAUGGAAUAUCCCUGCCCCUUCUAACAGUUUGCUGUCUACUGGCAUGCCAAAACCUGCCCGUCUUGAUUAUCAUCAACCACUUUCUCCUCUACAUCCUUACCAAACUACACCAGUUCAGAAUUUUAGUGCGCUUAACCCUUCUUGGUUAUCUCAGGGACCCUUUGCUGGUCAAUGGGUAACUGCUUCUCCAAUUCCCACUUUUAAUCCGACCCCUCGUUUCCCCUCAUUGCCUAUAAAUGAGCCAGUGAAAUUGACCCCGGUCAAAGAAUUGGCUAUGAAGCAUACAUCUAAUCCAAUGACUCAAAGUUCCGUUCCUACCACAUUUUCUGAGCCUUCCGGUGAUCCCAAAAGCAGAAAGAGGAAAAAGGUUACUUCUUCCGUAUUGCCUACUUCUCAACCUGCUCAAAAUGUCGAGAAAGUUGUAAUACCUGAGGAGACUUUGACCAAAGUUGAGGAGUCAAAGAUACAAGCCGAGGAGGCCAAUAAGCAUGCUGUUAAUGCAGCGAGUCAAUGCCAUGGUGUCUGGAGCCAACUAGAAAGACAAUACAAUUGUGGUUUGAAUUCUGAUGAUGAAGCAAAACUGGUAUCUUCAGCUGUUUCAAUAGCAGCUGCUGCUUCUGUUGCUAAGGUGGCUGCAGCUGCUGCCAAAAUUGCGUCAGAUCUCGCGGAUCAGGCAAGGUCGAUGGCCACCGUUUUUUUAUCAAAUAAAAGCCAAACUGCAGAUCAAAGCGGCCAUGUCAACAGAUUUGAUAAAGCUACUACUGAUGCAAUUUUAAAAGCUGCCGAGAUGGCAGCUGAAGCAGUAUCUCAAGCUGGAAAAAUUGUUGCAAUGAGUGAACCGGUGCCCUUAAGAGAUUUGAUUGAAGCAGGUCCUGAGGGUUACUGGAAGACUCCCCAGUCAGCAUCCAAGCAGCAAGCUUUAGUUGCAGGAAAUUUGAAGGGUACUGAGAAGAGAGUUGAAUCUACCCCUGAAGUAUCUAAUAAAGGAAACUUGAUUUCAGAAUCUGGUUUAUCAGGAAAAAAGAAUUCUGAGAAUUUGGCAGAGAAUCAGACAAUGGAUGUUGAUGAUGUCUCGGUUCCCUUUACAAGGCAUGCAAAGGACAAGAGAAAGCCAAGGGUUCGUAAAGGUCUUGAAAUGCCAAAAUCUGUCGGGGAUGUACCUGAACCAGAGAUUGGAUCUAUUACGGAAGGAUGUCUAGUGGAGGUGUACAAAAAUGACGAUAAAGGUAAUGGGGACUGGUUUGGAGCUAAUGUAUCGAGCUUGAAGGAUGGAAAAGCCCUUGUAUCUUACACGGAAAUCCAAUCGGAUGAAGGGCAAUUAAAAGAAUGGGUCCCAUUUGUGUUUGAGGACACCGAGGUACCCAAGAUACGAGUAGCCCAUCCUGUGACUACCAUGCGUCUCGAAGGGAAUAGAAAAAGGCGUAGGACAGCUUCGACAGAUUUUGUGUGGUCCAGUGGAGAUCGCGUGGAUGUGUGGAUACAGGAUCGUUGGCGUGAGGGGGUUGUCAUCGAGACAAACAAGAUUGAUGUUACUUCUCUGACCGUUAAAUUCCCAGCUCAAGGAGAGACAUCAGUCGUUAGAUCAUGGUUUGUUCGGCCUACUCUUGUCUGGAAGGAUGGCAAAUGGCUUGAGUGCGAUCCAUCUGAUAAACUCCUUUCAGCUCAGGGGGACUCACGACAGGAAAAGCGAUUAAAACUGGGAAGUCCUGUUGUGGAGAAUAAAAGGGACGAUGGGUCAUCAGAGAAUGUUGACCAUGUUGACCUGGGAAAACAAGAUGAGUCAAGAACUCUACCUUUGUCUACCCAAGAAAGUGUAUUUACUGUUGGUAGCAGUAGAGACAAUAAGAGGCUUGCUACUCAUAGAACAAUGAAGGAUGGCUUGCAAAAGGAAGGCCCACGAGUAGUUUUUGGUGUUCCUAAACCCGGAAAAAAGCAGAAAUUUAUGGAAGUAAGCAAACAUUAUGUUGCUGAUGUCACCAACAAGAAUAAAAUUCCACAUGAUUCUGUCAAGUUUACCAAAUAUUUGAUCCCUCAAGCACCGGGAUCACGUGGUUUAAAAAACAAUUCUAGAAGUGACGCAAAGGAGAAAGAAGCUGUUGAAACCAGAACAAGAAUCAUCAGAAAGCCUCCAAUUCCUACUGUCAGAUCAUUAAAUUUUCCUAAAUCCACAACCCGUGAAAAUAAUCAAAUAAGUCAAACGAGAGCGGAUUCUGGCACUGAUAGUGAGAACCAAUUGGAUCAACAAAACCAGAUGGAGAUCGGGUCCUCUUCCAACAUUGAGGAUGUACCAAGAUAUUCAGAAUCAAAUUCUGCGGAGCCUCAAAAGGGAUUUUCUACCAAGUCUGAGCGCUCUAACAAACGGAAGUUUGUACCUACAGGCCGAAAGGCAGCUCAAGUUGAAAAAUCACUUCCAGAAGUUGUGGAGACCCGGAGAUCAAAUCGUAAAAUUCAGCCUACCUCAAGGUUAUUAGAAGGUUUGCAAAGUUCUAUUACUACUUCAAAGACACCUGCUGCUUCGCAUUCUACUUACAGAAGCCCCAAGGUUACCCCAAGAGGAAACACGAAAAAUGCUUGAAAGGAACUUCUAUGCAUAUGGGAUAUGCUUAUGCAAGCAGUGUUUGAUUGUGUGAGCAUCCAAGGAUAGUAUAUGUGUGUAUAACUAAGUAGGAGAAAGAUGAAACUAGGAAAGGCUAAUCUCAUCCUUUCUGGUGCCUUAUUAAGCAUGUAGAAUAAUCUAGUAGCUGUUGUAGAAGAUGUUCAUAAUUAUUUUUGUUUUCUGUUACUUGUAAAUCUUAAAUCAGGCUCAGCCUGUUAAGAUUUUGUAUAUGGAUGUUUCUCUGGUUAAUGGAUGCACAUGAAGUCGUUUGAUGUUAA
Messenger RNA from Erigeron canadensis, 5655 nucleotides. RefSeq lists its product as uncharacterized. NCBI's taxonomy places the organism in Eukaryota, Viridiplantae, Streptophyta, Magnoliopsida, Asterales, Asteraceae. The record is from RefSeq and is a predicted model, not a curated record. Bases 206 to 5356 code for a protein of 1716 amino acids. The transcript is spliced from 15 exons.